Molecule: messenger RNA, 342 nt
Organism: Phycomyces blakesleeanus NRRL 1555(-)
Lineage: Eukaryota; Fungi; Mucoromycota; Mucoromycetes; Mucorales; Phycomycetaceae
Exons: 4
Coding region: 1-342 (113 amino acids)
Source: RefSeq, a predicted model, not a curated record
AUGCUAGUCGUAUUCUAUCAAGGUGUCAAAGACGUUACGGCGAAAAUGGUUGUAGACGAUACAGACGCACAGCUAUUCCUUCAAUUUUCCAAGCAAAUCCCAGCGAGUUUAGAUUCCGUUGACGAUUUCUGGAUCUUUUGCUCCGUGCUCAAAUACCCAAAUCUAAUCGGUAUUAAAUUUGAAAGACCUUAUGAAAAAAGUUCCAGAACAUCUCUUGCAUGGGAGAUUGGGGAGUACGACAUUGAAUAUGCUCAGACGCUCUGUAAAGGGUUUAUGAACAAUUACAUUUCUGCUUAUAGUACUGUGAACAAAAAGUAUUCUCAAGGAAUAAUGAGCUAUUAA